AUGUUUUCACGAUCGAAUUUAUUAUGUCAAAAAUUACUAAUGAGAAGUUCAACUAGAAAUUUCUCAUUUAAACAAUUGAAAGAUGUAAAACCAAUUAUUAUUCGAAAUCUUGCUUGGUUUAGCCGACAUACAGCGAAGGAAAAUUUCGGAACGAAAUUAAAGCGACGAUUAAGAAAUCUUUUAAUCGUCACUGUUGUUGGUUGUGGAACUUACUAUGGCUAUCGCGCUAAUCGUAAUUAUAAAUGGUUUAAAGAUAUGACCGAUUCGGAUAAUUCAAUCGGUACAAAACCACGUGUAGUGAUUCUUGGAACAGGUUGGGGUGCCGUACCAUUUUUAAAACAUAUUGACAGUGAUAAAUAUGAAGUUGUUUGUGUAUCGCCACGUAAUUAUUUUCUAAUGACGCCUUUAUUACCAUCGGUUAGUGUUGGUACAGUCGAAACUAGAACAGUCAUUGAGUCUAUUCGUUCACUUGUUGGACCAAAAGUAAAAUAUGUUGAAGCACAAUGUGUUAAUGUCAAUCCAAAAGAAAAAUUAAUCACAUGCAAUAGUGAUGGCACAGAUGUCGUAUCUCGGGGCGAUGACGUUAAAGCAAUCUAUGUACCAUCGAAACGCGAAGGUGGUGCAUCAUCAAGAAUUAUUAAAGAUUCUGCUCGAACACGACCUCAAUUUGAUAUGAAAUAUGAUAUUCUUAUUGUUGCUAUUGGUUCAGAGAAUAAUACAUUUAAUAUUCCCGGUGUUGAAGAACAUGCUCACUUUCUCAAAGAAAUUCUCGAUGCUCGACGUAUUCGUUCCGCGAUUAGUGAUGCAUUUGAAUCAGCUAUGACACCAUCGCAGACACCAGAAGAACGAAAACGUCUUCUACAUUUUGUUGUUGUCGGUGGUGGACCAACAGGUGUUGAAUUCGCUGCUGAACUUUCGGAUUUAGUUCGUGAAGAUCUUCAUCAUUUUUAUCCACGUUUAGUUGCUAAUGAUGUUAAAAUAACAUUAAUUGAAGCACUCGAUCAUGUUUUAUCGAUGAUGGAUAAAGAAAUCAGUGAUUUUACUGAAAAACAUUUCCAUCGUGAAAAUAUCGAAGUACUCAUGAAUACAUUUGUCAAAGCUAUUAAACAACAUGAAGUUGUUAUACAGGCAAAAGGUUCCAAUGAACAACAAUCGAUUCCGUGUUCUGUUGUUGUCUGGGCAACAGGAAUUAAACCGCGACGAUUAACCAAUCGAAUUCGAGAAAUAAUCGGCUUGAAUACACAAAGUAAUCGAAUGGGUAUUCUGACCGAUCAACAUUUACGCGUCAAAGGUGUUCACGAUGGUUCAUUGUUCGCUAUUGGUGAUUGCGCUACGAUCGAACAACCAAAAUUAGUUGAUCGUAUUCAAUUGCUAUUCGAAGAAGCAGAUACGCAACAUCGAGGAGCACUCGAUCUACAACAAUUUAGAACAUUAGUUGAAAAGAAAACUCAUGAAUUUCCACAGCUUGAAAUUUUCUCGGCGAGAAUUGAAAAAAUAUUUGCGGAAGCUGAUGAAGACAAGUUAGGUUUUCUAACACUGACAACAUUACAUUCAGCACUCGAAAAAGCUGAUACAAAACUUCGGGCGCUACCAGCAACGGCACAAGUUGCGUCACAAGAAGGUCGUUAUUUAGCUGAUUUACUGAAUGAAUUACCGGAUUUGAAUAUAGAAAAUUAUCAAAAACAUGAUAUAAAACCAUUCCGUUAUAAACAUAUGGGUUCAUUGGCAUACGUUGGUGGCGAUUCGGCUGUAGUUGAUUUUACUGGAGCAAGACCAAUUUUGGAUAUUUUCAGGUUAAAACCAUUAUCAGGACGUGGUGCAGCUUAUCUCUGGAAAUCAUUUUAUUUCACCGAAAUGUUUACUGGCCGAACAAAAACAUUACUGGCAUUUGAUUGGGUUCGUACGCAAUUAUACGGACGAGAUAUUAGCCGUUAUUAA
This is a messenger RNA of Rotaria socialis, 1938 nucleotides long. The record is from the annotation of a GenBank genome assembly. NCBI's taxonomy places the organism in Eukaryota, Metazoa, Rotifera, Eurotatoria, Philodinida, Philodinidae.